UUUUCCUUUAUUACAUUAUCUUUUUUCUUCUAGUAUUUAGUACUUAAGAUAAUAAUGUCAAUACCUGUUCAACAAAAUAGACCUUAUUCAGUACAAACUCUAGCGAAACUGUAUGGGUUCGAUCUGGUAUCAGCUUUAUCUUCUUCAGCAAUGGUAUCACCGUUUAUCACUGUGGUUGACAGAGCUAUUAUUGAAAAUAUGAAUGGCAAACGAUCACUAGGACCAGGUUUAGUGUAUGGAGCAAAAAUGGUGUUGACACGACCACAACGAUUUAUGAGUUCACGACCAUUCCAUCUUGUACUUGGACUUUAUUUCAGUACUUACGCCACAGCUAACAUUGUCGACACUACUGCAGAAUACUAUGGUAUGGAUCCCUCCAAGACAUCAAUGAUCAAGUUUAUUGCCACGACGGCCGUCAACAUGUCAGUAUGCAUGUACAAGGAUCGUUCGUUCACACGUAUGUUUGGCACAGUGGCUACAAGGUCUUUCCCCGUUCUUUCAUAUCUCUUAUUUGCCAUGCGUGAUUCCUUAACUGUGGCGGCUAGUUUCAAUGCACCUGUCCUUCUCUCCUCUUGGCUCCAACAGACCGACGGUUAUUGGAAACGUAAUCCUAGUACUUCUGCCGUGGUUUCUCAAUUAACUUGUCCUUCCUUGGUUCAAUUCAUCAGUACACCUUUACAUCUAUUGGCCCUGGAUCUCUACAAUCGUCCUGCCAUUUCUGUCCAUCAACGCGCUACAUUGAUCCGUGCUGAAUAUUUAAAAAGUGCUGUCGCUCGUAUUGGUCGUAUUGGUCCUGCUUUUGGCUUUGGUGGUAUUGGAAAUACAAUGGUGCGCAAUAAACGAUCCUUUAUUUGGCAGCGUCAAGAUCUCUCACUGUAGUAUAGAAUUUGUAUAUAUAUAUUUGUAUAUAUUUAUUUAUUAUUAGAUAUGAUUAGUUAGAUGGUCAUUGCCAUCAUG
This is a messenger RNA of Halteromyces radiatus, 957 nucleotides long. RefSeq lists its product as uncharacterized. Gene Ontology annotation, cellular component: mitochondrion. The record is from RefSeq and is a predicted model, not a curated record. Bases 55 to 879 code for a protein of 274 amino acids. NCBI's taxonomy places the organism in Eukaryota, Fungi, Mucoromycota, Mucoromycetes, Mucorales, Cunninghamellaceae. The transcript has 2 exons.